Messenger RNA from Jatropha curcas, 1113 nucleotides. Its product is annotated as cotton fiber protein. The record is from RefSeq and is a predicted model, not a curated record. NCBI's taxonomy places the organism in Eukaryota, Viridiplantae, Streptophyta, Magnoliopsida, Malpighiales, Euphorbiaceae.
ACCGCUUACUAAAAAUAAGCAUAUACACUAAAAAUCUCUCUAGACCUUCUUCCUCUCUCUUAUUCUCUGAAAAUGGAAAAACUAUGCAGUCCUUACAAAUUUAAAGAUAACUAUCCACAAAAAGCUAAGGGCAUGUCUUUCUUUGCCUUUAUUUUCUCCGUUUUUAUCUAUAUUUCUAUCUUUUAUAUCUUCAAACUAUCCCCUUCAAAGCUCUUCAAUAACACCCAGUUUUGGUUCUUUAUUUCCAACACUCUGAUAAUUAUCAUUUUAGUAGAUUAUGGUGCAUUUUCUUGUUACAAAGACAAACAACAUGAUUUUAAUUAUCAAGAAUACAUAAUAAGAAGGCGAACAGGUGCUCCAAUAUUCUCUAGACAAUCUUAUGACCCACAAAUUAUUAUAAGAACUUGCAUUCCUGCAGAAGAAGCUCAAGAAUCCAUUCAAGAAAAGAGGAUUAUGGCUCAUCAAAGAUUAAUCCCUGAAAAGAAAUUGACAACUUUCCCUGAAGGUCGACCUAGAACGGAAACGAGCACGAGCACGCAGACUGGCUUCGAUGGCAAUAUUAAUAAUGUUUGCGACAAGAAUACCAUUACUGCAAAAACAUUUCAACGUAGUCAAUCGGAGAUUAUUAAAAGGGUAGUGAUUGAUGAAAGCAAGAAUAUAAUUAGAAGAGUUGAAACAGAAAAGUAUGAGUCACCACAAAACGUUGAAAAUGGUGAUGAAGAAGAAGAUAAAAAUAAUGAAUAUGCAAAUAUGUCUAAUGAAGAAUUAAAUAAAAGAUUUGAAGAGUUUAUUCAGAAAUUCAAUAGUCAGAUCCGGCUUCAGAGAGAUUCUUAUUAGGCGAAUUUUGAGUAUAAAAAUUAAUUAAGAGAGGCUUCAGCUGGCUCGCUAGAAAUUUUGCUGUAAAAUCACCAGGAGAAAAAGAUAUAUUUUAAGUGAAUAGGAGGAGAUCUUCCAAGACAUUUUGCUGUGUCAUUUAGCUUAUGCUUUUGAUUGUGUCUUGUCCUCCACCAGCUUCUUUAUAGAUGGUUUUUAAAGUUUUCUUACUGUAAAUGCUUUAGACUUUGUGCAGACUUGUCUUUGUCAAUAAUAUUUUACUUUCUUUUCUUAAUCUCU